Messenger RNA from Thunnus maccoyii (southern bluefin tuna), 600 nucleotides. Its product is annotated as guanylyl cyclase-activating protein 2-like. The record is from RefSeq and is a predicted model, not a curated record. Bases 1 to 600 code for a protein of 199 amino acids. Gene Ontology annotation, molecular function: calcium sensitive guanylate cyclase activator activity; calcium ion binding. Gene Ontology annotation, cellular component: cone photoreceptor outer segment; photoreceptor inner segment. Lineage: Eukaryota; Metazoa; Chordata; Actinopteri; Scombriformes; Scombridae. Gene Ontology annotation, biological process: visual perception. The transcript is spliced from 4 exons.
AUGGGUCAAGCACAGCACAGUCAGACACAGGAAGAAGAACUGGAGUUAAACAGCAUCCAGGACCUCUACAAGUCAUUCAUCAUGGAGUGCCCAAGUGGGUCUUUGUACCUGCAUGAGUUCAAGAGGAUGUUCGGAGUGCAGAAUGGUACACCUGAAGCACAGUACAUGGACAUCAUCUUCCGAGCAUUUGACAUGAAUCACGACAACACAAUGGAUUUUAUGGAGUAUGUGGCUGCGCUGCAUCUUGUUCUGCGAGGAAAACUUGAGGAUAAACUGCGGUGGUCUUUCAAGGUGUUUGACAAUGACAACAACGGCCGGCUAGACAGAGAAGAACUAAGGAAGAUUGUAAAGAUAAUCUACAAGAUAAAGAAAGGUUCUGAAGAAAAUGGCAUAGGGAACCUCACUUCUGAGCAGGUGUGUGAUCGUAUCUUUCAAGAGGUCGAUGUGAACAGUGAUGGUCAGAUUACCCUGGAAGAGUUUAUUGAGGGGGUUCAAAGAAACGCCUGGUUGGAAAACUUCCUGCGUCUUGAUGUCAAUCCAAGUGGAUGGGUCCAUAAAUACUUGUGUGACAGGAAACUCAUGGUCCCCAAAGAUUCCUGA